AUGAAAGAACACUUUGACAAAUAUGGUGAGAUUUUGGAGGCUGCUAUCAUCUCCGAUAAGGUCACCGGCAGAUCCAAGGGCUAUGGUUUUGUUACUUUUAAGGAUGCCGAGGCGGCUAAAAAAGCCUGUGAGGACGCCACGCCGAUCAUCAACGGCCGUCGUGCCAACUGCAAUCUGGCAGUGCUUGGAGCCCGCCGCCCUAGGUCCUCCUCCGCGACUCCUCCUCCUCCUCCUCCUCCUCAGCAAGGAGUUAACGUUGGACCAAGGGCUACUUCAACAGCACCUGCGAAUCACGUGCAAUGGUAUUAUCCAGCUGGAGCACCUACACCUCCCACGUUUCAUCAUCAUCAGAACCAUCAAGCUUUUCCUGUCUAUGGGUUUUAA
Messenger RNA from Fraxinus pennsylvanica, 384 nucleotides. The record is from the annotation of a GenBank genome assembly. NCBI's taxonomy places the organism in Eukaryota, Viridiplantae, Streptophyta, Magnoliopsida, Lamiales, Oleaceae.